Dermacentor silvarum is the source of this 1122-nucleotide messenger RNA. It is a transcript of the gene kappaB-Ras, whose product is annotated as NF-kappa-B inhibitor-interacting Ras-like protein 1. The transcript has 9 exons. The record is from RefSeq and is a predicted model, not a curated record. Gene Ontology annotation, molecular function: GTP binding; GTPase activity. NCBI's taxonomy places the organism in Eukaryota, Metazoa, Arthropoda, Arachnida, Ixodida, Ixodidae. The coding region runs from base 118 to 936 and encodes 272 amino acids. Gene Ontology annotation, biological process: canonical NF-kappaB signal transduction.
CCAUCGGUAUCGGUAUCAUUUUGUGUUGUGUCUGGUUUCGGGAUUUCUGUUUGUUGCUGUUGCGAUGGUAUUGAGGAAGUUGAGGUUAUUUUACAUAAAUAAAGCAGUGAUUAGUCGAUGAAAUAUGUCUGUCAAAGAAGAAGAGUCUCAGUAAAAUCUCAUCGGAAGAUUGCCUUUUCAAGAAGUCCCGAGUGGGAUCUGUGCUGUAAAGGGAAUACUAAACCGAAUACGCGCAAGUCACCGUCCUUUGUUCUUUCUCGAUACAGUGCUGUCCUAGUGAUGCUCUCUGCUAGUAAAAAGCGACACGGGCAUGGGCAGGAACAAACAACUAUGCUCAAGUCGUCAGUGUCAUCGGGAAAGACGAGCAAGAUCAUGGUUUGCGGACACAAAGGCAGCGGCAAGACGUCGGUGCUGGAGCAGCUGAUAUAUAACCACCAUCCCCUAAAAGCCGACAUUCAACCAACAAUUGAAGACAUCUACUGUGCUUUAGUUGACAAUGACCGAGGAGGGAAGGAGAAGGUGCAGUUUUUCGACUCCCGUGGUGUGGAUAGUUCCGACGCAGAGGUUUCAAAGUCCCACCUGGCACAUGCAGAUGGGGUUGUCUUAAUUUAUGCAAUCAAUAGCAGGGAGUCCUUCUUGCUGUUGGAACAGCUGAAGAAGGACAUUGACAAGCACAAAGACAAGAAAGAGCUAUCUUUCUUAGUGCUUGGAAACAAAGCAGAUCUGAGUGCAGAAAGGCAGGUUGAGACACAGUCAGCCAUCAACUGGGCCACCAAGGAAAGAGUACGUUUUGCUGAAGUGUCAGCAUUUGAUAGAAAAUCUCUUAUUGAGCCAUUUAUAUACCUGGUCUCCAAGGUCAACCCACCUCCAAGCAAGUCUACAUUUCCUCAGUUGGGCCGCAAAGGCAAAGCAGGCAGCAUCACCAUGGAACUUUGAGUAAGCAUGCAGCACAACCCACAACAUUGAGCAAGGACUCGGCCAUUCCAUUUGGACUGCCUAAGAAAGAUCUCGGCUUAACAAGCCGUCCAUGAUUCACAUCCAAAGUCCUGGAAACUGCAGCUGAAUGUGUUCUGAGUUUGUAAGCAAGUUGCUGGUCGAAAAUAAAGAGGCUAACUUAUUUUA